AUGCUGCCACCCAGCAUCCAGAUCCACGAGGGACCUGGCCAAGUUGUUGUCAAGCUCGCUGACGGGAAACCACGCCGCGUAUCGCGGCGCGAAGUGUCGUUGCCGUACACGUUUGACGGCUUUCGCAGUAACGACAAUUUCUUGGUGAUUGAAAUGAAUUAUUCAUUCGAUUGCAUCCUGGGCAUGCCAUGGUUGGCACGCUAUAAGCCCCAGAUCGACUGGUUAGCCAGAUCAGUGAGACGUCGAAGCAAGUUCGACGUCAGCGAAGUGUUCACCCAUCUCUUGGUGUCUCCAAGUGAUUGGCCGAACGUUACAGUCGUGGAUCGUACAUCCACGACACCGGCGGUACACAGAGUGAGCGAUGGCCCUCUCUGUACCGCUUGUUCCGUGCCCCUACGCACGAGUGAUGAUGUCUCCUCGCUUUGCAGCGAGGAGUCCGACGUGGACGAGCAGUGGCUCCCGCGUAAUGACGACGCGGACGAGCAGUGGCUCCCGCGCGACGACGACGCGGUCGAACAGCGGUUCCCGCACGAGAGAGCAGUGGUCGAACACGAACAAGUGUUCCCACCUGCACCCAUUGUGGUCGAGCAGAGGCUCCCACAAGGGCAAGAUGUGGCCGAGCAGGGGCUCGCCACCGAGUGUGACGUGGAUGGACAAGAGUCCCCACGUGCGAACAUGAUGGUCGAACAGGGGUUCCCAUCGUCGCCUACUGUGGUCGAACAGAGUUUCCCACAUGAGCAAGACGUGGUCGAGCAGGGGCUCCCACACGAGUUUGUGGCGGUAGAGCAGGGGCUCCCGCAUCAUGCGUCGACGGACGAGUAUGGACUACUCCCGUCACGCGAUUUCGACGUCCUGGAUGAGGACAUCCAGCGUCUAGAGGGGGGUGCAGAUUUAACACCUGACUGCGGUUCGCCAGCUUCGAGCAUGGACUCGAAGCACGAUGGGGACGCAAGCUACGAGAACUCAGCGUUGGAAUGUGUCCACGCUAUUGUGUACGUGGACGGGAGUCCACAAAGGCGCCAAUACAUUGAGGUCGCGAGUCCACCUCGCGACGCAUCGUCGAUAACGAGCCUUCCAGGACUCUGCUGGAAGCAUUUUCUACGUGACCUCAAGGGAGGCACGGUGGAACAAGUAUGUCUGGUCAUCAACGAGGCUCUGCGCGAGUCUGGUAACCCUGUUUACGACAUUGCACGAGAGUACGCCGACGUGUUCCCGGACAAGAUUCCGGCCGAACUCCCUGCCGAUCGUGGCGUGCGGCACGAGAUUGAUCUCGUGACAGGAUCGAAAUAUUGUGUGACACGCCAGUGGCCGUUGCCUCGAGACCAAGUCGAGGCUAUUGAUGCAUUCUUUGAAGGUCGUCGCAAGGCCGGUCAUGUGCGUGAGAGUGUCUCACCCCAUUCGAGCCCAACCUUCUGCGUGAAGAAGGUUACGGGAGGCUGGCGUAUAGUGCAUGCGUUUAACAAGCUCAACGAUGCCACUAUUCCUGCCCAAACGCCUAUUCCCAGGAAAGACAUGGUUCUAAACUCCAUGUCAGGGGGUAGCGUCAUCUUCAGCGCCAUCGAUCUGACCGAUGGCUUCUACCAGAUCUUGAUGCGACAGAGUGACAUACCACUCACUGCGGUGUCCACCCCGAGUGGUAUGCUAUGGGAGUGGCUGGUGAUGCCACAAGGAUUGAAGAACGCACCAGCCACUUUCAAUCGCAUGGUAUCUCAAGUGUUGAGACCGCUUCGAGAAUUUGAUCCUAGCUACUUCGAUGACAUUUUUGUUCACAGUCGCGCUGAGGGCAACCUCAGUGCUGUCCAAGUUCACCUUUACCACCUGAAGCAGGUGUUUCAAGUCAUGCGAGAUAACAAGUUAUAUGCAAACUUGAAGAAGUGUGUAUUCUGUGCACCGGAGAUUCCGGUGCUGGGCUGCUACGUGAGUAAAUCGGGUGUUCGAGCCGAUCCAGAGAAGGUGUCGUCAAUCUGUUCUUGGCCCACACCCAAGAACCCUACGGAGUUACGUCAAUGGCUCGGUCUAGCUAAUUACUUGCAUAAGUACACAAAGGAUUACGCCGGUUCUAUACAGCCCCUGUCGUCACUUCUGAAGAAAGACGCCACGUGGUCGUGGCGUCCCGAACAUCAAGCAGCCUUUGACGCAGUGAAGAAGAGCCUGGCGUCGGCGCCAGUGUUGAUACUCCCUGACGACACCAAGCCGUUUCACGUGGUGUGUGAUGCAAGUGACUUUGCAAUUGGUUGCGCCCUCAUGCAGUUCGAUCAUGAGGGCCGUGAACGAGUCGUGAGCUACCAGUCACGACAGAUGAAGCCGGCAGAGAAGAACUAUCCGGUUCACGAUAAGGAACUGCUAGCGAUGCGCUAUGCACUCAUCAAGUUUCGUGUCCACCUACUGGGCGAACGCACGUUCGCCCUGUAUACUGAUCAUGCAUCGCUGCGAACAGCAAUGAAGAGCCCACACCUGUCACAGCGGAUGGCACGGUGGCUCUCUUUCUUCUCCGAGUACAACUUCGUCGUGCACUACAAGCCAGGCAAGACCAACAUUCUUGCUGACGCACUGUCACGACGCCCAGAUUACGAUCCUCGUAUGGCACUGAGUCGUCAGGCAACUGACGACGAAGAUGAAGACGAUCGAUGUGCGACGUGUGUGUCGUUGAAUCUAACUCGGGUCACACCCGAGUUAUGCCUUUUCGAUGAAAUUGUCGCGGCUUACGCGAACGACCCGGAUUACGCGGACAUUAUCGCCUAUCUGCGCGCUCCCAGUGAGGCUGCACUGGGAGCUCUUUCGCGAACGAAGCGUGAUCACAUUCAACGAUACAGUAUGGACGGUGAUUUGCUGUUAUAUAGCAUCGACAAAUUCGAUGCACCUCGAACGGUGAUUGCGAAUGACUUGGAUUUGCGUGCUCGUAUCAUCCACGAGUACCAUGAUGCCCCAAUUGGCGGUCAUCUGGGCCGCGAAAAGACAUUCGCGGCUGUCUCGCGUGACUUCUUCUGGCCCCACAUGUACAAAUGGGUUCGCAACUGGGUUCGCACCUGCGAAAUAUGUCAGCGCGUGAAGCCAUCUCCAUCGUCGCAGGCACCCCUGCGACCCCUGCCAAUUGCAGCUGAGGCUUGGAGCUCAGUCUCAAUGGAUUUUAUCUUCGGGCUUGCACCAGAUGGCCAAGACCGAACGGGUAUUCUGGUCUUUGUCGACAGAUUCAGCAAGAUGACACAUCUGGUGCCUGUUCAUGCAACGAUCACCGCGGCUGAGACCGCGGUGCACUUCAUUGACACUGUGUUUCGCCAUCACGGUCUACCAGACAACAUUGUCUCGGACCGUGAUCCUCGUUUUACAUCUGCUUUUUGGACGUCAUUGUUCGAGUUGCUUGGCACAAAGCUGCAAAUGUCGACAGCAGCCCAUCCGGAAACGGAUGGGCAAACAGAGCGAGUUAAUCGGGUCCUCGAAGAUGUUCUUCGAAGUUACGCAACGUCCUUUACAAGUUGGAGUGCAUUUUUGCCACUCGCGGAGUUUGCACUAAACAACGCGGUUCACGCGUCAACGGGGUUGACGCCAUUUUUUGCAAAUUCGGCCCGUCAUCCUCGUGUACCUACUCUUCUUGCCGUGGGUCAGCCCACGGCUCUUCGUGGCUCCACUCUGGCGGGGGGUGAUAACGAUAAACAACGAUCGAGUGAAGCUCACGGUAUUCUGAGCGCGAAUGUUGUCAACCAUUCCAAGGCGAAGUCUUCUGUUUCGACGCCACGUGACGUGGCGUCCCCGCUCGCUCAAUGGACUGCACAGACGCUGAUCGAUCCUUCUUCGAGUAUGCGAAACCCUAAAGCUAACUACGCGCCGAUUGAAUCGGCGCGACCAAUUGAUGACAUGGCUGUGUCAGAGUUUAUACUCCAACGUCAAGCCAUCACGAGGUUUGUACGCGAUACUCUUCGAUCUGCAGUGGAUAAACAGAAAGCGAAUGCAGACAAACGUGGAAGAAAGAACACGAGUACAUUCAAGAAGGGUGAUCGUGUAUUGUUAACUACCGAAGGCCUACGAGAUUCAGCAGCAAUCAAUCUAGGCGCGAGCAAACUCGCGCCACGUUUCAUCGGACCAUUCACGGUACUCAAGGCGAUCGGCGACGCAUACAAGCUGGCCAUCUCUUCGUCACUGCGACUUCACCCGACGUUUCACGUCGGGCGGCUCAAGGAGUACCGUCCAGAUACGCUUCACGGGUUGGCUCCGUCCUCGGAGUCAAAGGCUCAUAGGUCGACCUUCCCUCUCGCCUUGCUCGACGCGCCAGCGACAUCGGACGCGGCUGCGUCCCAGUCUGCGCGUGCCCAAGAACCUGGCGUUCCAGGUUCCGCAUCCGUUCAAGCAGCUCGCGGUUCGACUGUCAAAUCUCGUUCGCUGUUCUCUCAGCCCGCGCAGCUCGGUCAAGGGCAGCUUCAGCCUCCAGCUGGGCAUCAACAGCCUUGUUCACAGCCGCAUCUACAUCGUCCUGGGCAACCAGGACGCCAGCAGUACCAUCGUGAGGGUCCACCACCGCUUGUGGACGCGGAAGGCCAGAAGCGCUGGAUUGUGGAGCGUUUACUGGGUCACGAGGACCCUCGUCGCGAAACGACAUCGUCGCGACACCAUGAGCGCGCGGUUCCAACCGCGCGCAAGUAUCGUGUACGUUGGCUCGGGUUUCCACCCGAGCAGGAUACGUGGGAACCGCGCUCUUCGCUUCUUCGAGACGUUCCGGACGUCGUUCGGGCUUACGAGUCCCUGCACACGCUUGGUGCAGACUUGGUCGACGACCUGUGUGUUCUCGCGGUGAGCGAGAACGAGAUGCACGACGACGGUGUCGUGGUGAAGUGUCACCACGACUACGAGACCGAGAGCGAUUGCGAGAACGUCGUGGUGACGUUUCACCACGACGACGAGAUGAAGAGCGACGACGAGAACGUCGCGACGAGCGUGUAUCGCGACGAUCACGCGAACGAGAACUUCGUGGCGAGUGCAUGGCACCACGACCUCGAGAACGCGAGUGGUGUCGCCAGCGUGACGCGCCACGAUUAA
Peronospora matthiolae is the source of this 5028-nucleotide messenger RNA. Lineage: Eukaryota; Oomycota; Peronosporomycetes; Peronosporales; Peronosporaceae. The record is from the annotation of a GenBank genome assembly.